AUGCAUUUCAACAACAAGAUCUCCGUCGCUCUGUUGGCCGCUCUGGCUGCUGGUUCUGAGGCCAGCCAUGCCCGCAACCACAAGCUCUUCCAUGCCCGGAACGUCAACUCGACUGUGUCCACCUCGUCGGUGUUUGUCUAUCCAACCCCAAUCUUGACCCCCAGCUCCUCCGUGCCCGCUGGUUCUUCCCCUGUUGCUUCUUCUUCGGCUGCGGGAUCUUCCUCCGUCGUCACCUCGACCUCGGAUGCCAGCUCGUCGGUCAUUACCCAGGCCCCCCCUCUCGGUACCGGUGUCCCUGGAUCCUCUGACGCUGGUGAUGACAACUCUGGAUCGGCCACUGAUAUCACCAUCACCUAUACCCUCGGUACUGGUGCUUCUAAGAGUGUUGUCACGACUACUAUCCACAAGACCGCUACUAACACCGAAACCGUCUACGCUACCCCCGCUGCGCCUUCUGCCGGUAGUGAGGAGCAGACCACUACUCUUCACUCCACCGCUACUUCUACCGUCACCGUGGUAGAGGUUCCCUCUUCUUCUGCUGCCUCUGGCAACGCUGGCAACGGCGGCAGCGAGGCUUGCACCGGACAGGCCACCGUCACCGUUACUGCCACUGUCACUGAAACCGUCACUGGGGCCCCUAGCGCUACUGCUAAGCCUGGUGAUGACUACACCAAGCCCCAUGACCAGGACCACCAGAAGAACCCCGGAAACUCCGGAAACCCUGGCAAGAACAACGGUAACAACGAUGAGGACGAGGAUGAGAAUGACCAGGGCGAGAAUGACAACAACGACGGCGCUGAGAGCACCAAGGCUCCUCUCCCCGUCCCUACUCACACUGGACGUCCUCCCUUCGGCAACGGCACCCUCCCUAUUCCUACCAGCGGUGUCGCCAAGCCCACUGGCUUCUUGACCAGCAGCAAGCACGCUUUCCCCACCAACUUCCGCCGUUCCCACUAA
Messenger RNA from Aspergillus oryzae RIB40, 957 nucleotides. RefSeq lists its product as uncharacterized. The record is from RefSeq and is a predicted model, not a curated record. The transcript has 3 exons. The coding region runs from base 1 to 957 and encodes 318 amino acids. Lineage: Eukaryota; Fungi; Ascomycota; Eurotiomycetes; Eurotiales; Aspergillaceae.